AUGGACGCGCCGGCGCAUGUUCUCGUGUUCCCGUGGCCGCUGCAGGGCCACAUCAACUGCAUGCUCCAUCUCACCGCCGCCCUCCUCGACGCCGGCUUCCGCGUCACCUUCCUCCACACCGAGCACAACCUCAGCCGCCUUGCCCGAGCGGCGCUGCCGCCGGGCCUCCGCCUGCUGUCCGUUCCUGACGGCCUCCCGGACGACCACCCCCGCUCGGUGCGCAGCCUCAAGGAGCUCACGGAGUCCAUGUUCACGACGGGCAGCGCUGCGUACCGCGCCCUGCUACUGUCGCUUCGAUCCGAUUCCGAUGCACCGCCGUUGACUUGCGUUAUCGCCGACGGCAUCAUGCCGUUCGCAGUCGACAUCGCGGAGGAGCUCGGCGUCCCGGCCCUCGCCUUCCGCACGGCCAGCGCGUGCAGCUACUUGGCGUACCUGUCCGUGCCAACGCUCGUGGAGCUCGGCGAGGUCCCCUUCCCUGCAGACGACCCGGUGCGCGGCGUCCCAGGGAUGGAGGGCUUCCUACGGCGGCGAGACCUUCCACGUGGAGUCGGACGCAGCGAGGACGGCGCCUUCGACCCCAUGCUGCUGGCGAUCGCCGAGGGCAUCGCUCACGCCGGCAAGGCGCGGGCACUCAUACUAAACACCGCCGCGUCCAUGGAGGGUCCAGCGCUCGCGCGCAUCGCGCCGCACAUGCGCGACCUCUUCGCCAUAGGCCCUCUGCAUGCAGAGCAUGACGCAGCCGCUAGCCUGUGGAGCGAGGACGAUAGCUGCAUGGCGUGGCUCGACGGCCACGGGGACCGCUCCGUUGUGUACGUGAGCCUAGGAAGCCUCGCCGUGAUCUCGCACGAGCAGUUCACCGAGUUCCUGGCCGGCCUCGUCGCCACCGGCUACGCCUUCCUCUGGGUGCUCCGGCCGGACAUGGUGAAGACCACAGGCUCCGUGCUCCGAGAAGCCGUCAAGGAGGCGGGCAGCAAGGCGCGUGUGGUGGAGUGGGCACCGCAGAGGGGCGUGCUGCGGCACCGCGCGGUGGGGUGCUUCCUGACGCAUGGUGGGUGGAACUCGACGCUGGAGGCCGCGGCCGAGGGCGUGCCGAUGGUGUGCUGGCCAUUCUUCGCCGACCAGCAGAUAAACAGCCGCUUCGUAGGCGCGGUGUGGAGGACGGGUAUGGACAUGAAGGACCUUUGCAACAGGGCCAUCGUACAGGGGAAGGUGAGGGAAGCCAUGGAGUCCGGCGAGCUCAGAGGUAGGGCCCAUGCAAUGGCGCAGCAGUUGAAGCUAGACGUUGCGGUGGGGGGUUCGUCGUCAUCCGACCUGGAGCGGCUCGUCGGCUUCAUCAGGGAGCUCAGAGCCCGUGAGCUUAUGUCCUAUGAUGAUGUAUCUCAGUAG
Messenger RNA from Triticum aestivum (bread wheat), 1386 nucleotides. Its product is annotated as 7-deoxyloganetic acid glucosyl transferase-like. Gene Ontology annotation, molecular function: quercetin 3-O-glucosyltransferase activity; quercetin 7-O-glucosyltransferase activity. Bases 1 to 1386 code for a protein of 461 amino acids. The transcript has a single exon. Lineage: Eukaryota; Viridiplantae; Streptophyta; Magnoliopsida; Poales; Poaceae. The record is from RefSeq and is a predicted model, not a curated record.